AUGCUGCUACUUCCCUCCCUUGUCGCACGUCCUGCAACUUCCCGUCGCACGUCCCCCGCAAUUUCCGUCGCAUCAUGUUCCACGCUUCCCGUCCGUCCCCGCAGGAAGCGCAAGCCCGUGGCGCACGCGGGGAGUCGGUCGGUGGUGGCGGCGGACGGGUACUUCUGGCACAAGUACGGCCAGAAGAGCGUCAUGGACCGCGCCAUCACCAGGGCGUACUUCCGGUGUGCGCGGCACAGCAUGGGGUGCAUGGCGCGCAAGACCGUCGAUGUCCCCAUCGCUACAACCCCCGCCGCUACAGCCUCCGCUCCAUCGCUAUCCGCUGCUGCAGCCUCGCUCGCUACAGCCGAUGGUAGCGUCGCCAAGCCCUCUGACGCCGCCCCCCCCUCCAGUGCAGCAGCACUGCAACCGCAGGUGUCGUACCACGGGACACACAACCACACCCCGCCCGGCCCCUGCUCUCUCAGCCUCCCCAACUGCGCCGCCGCUGCCGCCUCAGCUGCAGCAGCAGAGGGGGACAUCCAGGUGCCUGUGUCUGCUUCGCCAGGCGCUGAUGGCGCCGACGGUGCUGCUACAGUGGUUCCCGUAAGCCGGACGGAUCACCAGAGAAGACCGGCGGUAGCGGAAUCAGCAGACGUGGCUGUUGGCAGUGGCACGGGUGCGGCCGAUGCGGCUUCUGCCGUGGCCCCGCUUGGCCUGACCCACCGCCUGAGCCUCAACUCCACUGUCUCUCUCGACCGCGUGCCGCUCUCACCCGCCUCCGCUGCCGCCCACCCCGCCCUCGCUCUCACCCUCGCCACGCCCACCACCGCUCACAAUCUCCCUGCAGCCGCACCAGGAGAUGCCCAGAGGCCCAGUACAGCGGAAGCAGCAGCGGCGGCGGAAGCAGGGGAUUCUGGGAGCUGCACGGACGAGCCGAUGACGGAGCAGUCGAAACAGAGCCCGGCAGGCACACGGGGGUCCAUGGAGGUGGGGUCCGUGCGCGCCGAGGACGAGGACCGCCUUGCGUGCUCAACCAGACCUGCCAGGUCACACUCGGUGGAGGCGCAACCAGAGGGGAAUGGCGACGCGGCACAGAGAGGGGGCAAUGGGGUGGGGCAUCAUGGAGAGGAACGAGGCUUGGCUGGUGCUUUGCGUCCUCAUCCUUCUGCUGCUGCUGCUGCUGCUGCUGCUGUUGCUGGGAGCCAUCCCUCUAUAUCGGCAGCGUUUGCUGCUGCCGCCAGUGCCGCUGCUUCUGGUCCCGCCUUCGCGCUCCCAUCCGCAGGCCCGGGAAACCUCUGGGCUAUGGCACCUCCUCCUGGCACCAGCGUCCCUGGUGCCAUUCCCCCUGGCGCCACCACCACCAGCAGUAGUUUCCAAGGCCUGCCUCUGCCUGCACUGCCCAUGCCCAUGCCCAUGCCCAUGCAGACACACCCAGCAACUGCCACCCAUCUUGCUUCCAUGGCUCACGCUUGGGGCCAUCACUCCCACCCCUCCCUCCCCUCUGCUGCUGCUGCAGUUCCUCUGUCCCCUCUUGGCCACCACUUGCCCUCUGGGAUGUUGUCCACCUCUAAGCCUCUCCUGCACCAUGCGCCAUCUGAGUUUGGGGAGAGCACAGGCCACCAUGGAGGAAGUGAUGUUGAUGAGUCAGCACGCCACCUGGCAUCGUCUGACUUUCUCUUUCCUCUUCCCCCGGGCCUCCCUUCGAAUACCUGCCGGUCCGCCGAUCCUCGUUGCGCUCCGGGAUCUUCACAGCGGCCCGAAGAUAAAUCGUCGCCGCUCUCUUUCCCGCCUGCCCAGCCGCCUCUCCCGCUCGCCUCUCUCGCGGAGUCUCCCGUAGGUGGCGCGUCCCAGCCAUUGUCGUUGGUUCGGCCCGAGCCUGCCACACCAAUGUUUCCCUUUGGUCCAUUCCAACCGCUGCGGUGCUCAAGAGGAGAGGGCGUUGCUUCCCGUGAACCCCUGGCGGAAACCCCGUCUCCCGGGGGAGGGGGAGAGGCAUGCGCGGAGAGGGGAGGCGCUAGCGUGAACCCGCUCGAGUCGGGGCUGCCCGCGUCGCAGCUGCAGCUUGUUCUGGUUGCGGGGGAUACGACAGCCCUUCCGCCUCCAGCGGAGGAGCCUUCCGCUUGGCCCUGGACGUGGCAGGAGCGCCUCCGCGCAGUCAAGCGCCGGCGGAUGGACGCGCGGGAAUGCGAGGAAGCGGCGCAAGGGGAAGCGAGGGGGUCUGGCGGAGCGCAGGAUUUGGGGAAGCUAGAGGCGGAAGCGGAGGAGGAGAGGCGGCGAAAGCAACGGCUCGGCAUUUUGAGCGGGAUGCGUCAGAUGCUGGACAGCCCUGGUUUCGCCGCUGCCCGCGGGCAGAAGAAGAGAAAACUCGUCGUCCGCCAAGGAGGCUUGAGGCACCGCCUGCCGACAAUGCGCGGCGCGUCGAGUGCGAGCGGCAGCGGCGACCAAUCGAGCGAGAACACUAACUUCGAGGAGCGCGCAACGGAAGCCGCCAGGGAGGCGGAAAACGCUCGCGCGGCAAAUGAUGUCGCAACACUUGCAGCGCACGACGCGGCGCAACUAACCGUUGGAGGCCGCGUGGGCGCGGCUGGCGGGGUAGAUACGGCCGCCGCGGCGCCGGUGCACGCGCGGGAGCUGGGCUCCAGUGUUGCGACCGUGCGCAGAGGCGGAAGCUCGUCGGGAAGAAACGGCAGAAGGAAUGGGGGCGGCGGACGGUGCGGAGAGUACGAGGUGGAGUCAACGCAGUGCGCGGCGGAGAAGGCGGAAGAGGGGACGGGGUUGGCGGAGAAGGCGGAGGAGGGACCGAACCUGGCGGAGCGCGGGGAGGCAGCGCAUCCGCCCGCGUCGCCCUGUUCGGAUGCGGAAGAGGCGGAACGAGCGGGGGAGAAGCGGAAGGCGCACGAGGCGCAGACUGCAGCGGACGGCGCUGCCGGCCGCGCCCACGUGCGCCGUCGCCAUGGCCUUCCCAGCCGCCUGGGAAAUCUUGCUGCUCCGCCAACCGCUGCUGCUCCCCUCGCUCCUCCCGCGCAGGCGCACCAUGGCAAUGCGCCACCCUCCAGCGCACUCCCCAGCGCGCCCUGCACAGCUCUCCCUUUCCCUCUCCUCUCCCCAGACACCCCCCACCGUUCCCGUCCCUCCUACCCUUCUAGACUGCCGCUACCGUCCCCGUUGCCAUUCCGAACCACCCCAGCACUGGCCGAGCCUCUGCAGGUUCGGCAGACCGGACAUCCCAGUGCUGCCGAGGCUGUGGCACCCGAAGCAGCAGCACUAGACUCUGCAUCGGCGGCGAUUGCAGCGAGUGUGGACUUCCCCCUGUGGGUGCGGCAGCUGCAGGCGUGCGCGGGGGUGGGCGAGGAGGGGCGCGCAUCUGAGUGCACGGGGGAAACACCCGGGUCCAUGCUGGAUGUGCCUCAGGUGCAGCCCGCGAUGGAAGGCAGCGACGCCAGCGGCGGCAGCGGUGGCAGUGGCAGCAGUGGGGAAGGGUGUGGUGGUGAGGAGGAGGACCAUGAGGCAGAGAGCCGGGGGGCCAGUGAAAAAGGAGCAGAGGAUGGGCCGGCAUUGGAGUGCACGGGAUAA
Molecule: messenger RNA, 3555 nt
Organism: Closterium sp. Naga37s-1
Lineage: Eukaryota; Viridiplantae; Streptophyta; Zygnematophyceae; Desmidiales; Closteriaceae
Source: the annotation of a GenBank genome assembly